This is a messenger RNA of Marchantia polymorpha subsp. ruderalis, 1361 nucleotides long. The record is from the annotation of a GenBank genome assembly. NCBI's taxonomy places the organism in Eukaryota, Viridiplantae, Streptophyta, Marchantiopsida, Marchantiales, Marchantiaceae.
GCGAUUCUGCUCUAGGAAUAAUGUUCUUUUCAGAAACAAAAAUGAAAUCGCUUUCUAUAUUAGUUUUCUUUUUAAAACUAAUAUAGAAAGCGAAGUUUCAGACCGACUACGGAGAGUCGGACCAUCGUGGUGAUGAUGCGUUUAUUUCGGGUCGCCACUUCGGUACUACUGCACCAGAAAAUCCAGCUGCGGCCCUGACGGUGGAAGUUGGCCGUCGCCGAUGCCCCUGCUUCUGCUGCUGCUGGAACCCACGCUUUUGUUUAUCCGAGCACAACCUUAUACUACAUUGUAGUUUCAAACUCAUACGGGUGGAAUUCGCUCCGAUCAACGCCGCAGGCAUGGAGGACAUGGGCGAUCUUCCUGUCAAUUUUCACGGCAACCUUGUGAGCGCAACCACAGAUAAGGAGCUCAGCACUCUCAUAUCGCAAGCAAAAUCUACAAAACGUCCUGUGGUGGUCAAUUAUGGAGCUUCCUGGUGUCACGCUUGUCGACAGAUGCUACCCACGUUUUGCAAUUUGAGCAAUGAGUAUCCGAAAUCACUUUUUAUCUAUGCCGACAUAGACAAGUGUGAGCAGGAAACUCAAGACGUUCGUUACACGCCAACCUUCCGCUUCUACAGAAAUGGAGAGAAAGUCGACGAGUUCUACGGUGCAGGGCCUCAAAGACUUCGUGACCGCCUUUGGUUGCAGUCAUGAAGAGGAUCGCUCCAAGGCUCUGACGGCGUGUAAACCUUCUGUGUAUCUCAUCCCCUUGUAUGUACAGAACUACACGGCGGUGCCGAAUGCAGAAGGGCAGAUAUGUCCACAAGUUUGGCUACUGCCGCGUGUUUUAUGGGGAAUCGGCCCAGCCUCUUCCAAGUCCAACGAGGUCCCAUGCCCCAGCGAGGUGCAGAAGUUGAUCAGUCUCUUUUGAUGUGCAAAACUAGAUUCAAUUUAAUCUUGUGUCUGCCGUAUAAUUGCUACAUCUACAUCAAGGUCUCGAUGAACUGUUCUUUAGUUCGGUUGGUAGAGGAAAUAUCCGUGUGGAGAACACGCAGAUGGAUGGGUUUUUACGAGGUUCUUCUGCCCAUUACCUACCACCUUGUGACAUGUCUCCUCCAACGUAUUAACGAAAGAAUGAAACUUGCCUACGGCAAUCGUGCAUCGAAGCUAAGACCACAAGAACAAGGCUGAUUGUAGCUUGUUACAGAAACACGCCCUGAAAUAUGUCACCAACCUUUUGGCCUGAUGUCUGAGACCUCGAGUAACAAAAUGGGUCAAUGUUUGGGGCAGCAGAGUGGAGCUGUGCAGAUGAUUUGUGUGGACCUUUAACAUAUGUGAUUAAUGUGAAAGACCAAACCACGGCCAAGCAUAUGCGCCCUC